This is a messenger RNA of Culicoides brevitarsis, 1734 nucleotides long. It is a transcript of the gene Sb, whose product is annotated as serine proteinase stubble. The record is from RefSeq and is a predicted model, not a curated record. The transcript is spliced from 9 exons. The coding region runs from base 1 to 1734 and encodes 577 amino acids. NCBI's taxonomy places the organism in Eukaryota, Metazoa, Arthropoda, Insecta, Diptera, Ceratopogonidae. Gene Ontology annotation, molecular function: serine-type endopeptidase activity. Gene Ontology annotation, biological process: proteolysis.
AUGUUGAUCUUAGGAAACGAUUAUUUGAUAAUGCGUCGUAGCAGAUGGAAAAUGUCGGCAGCGACGUCGUUACUUUACACAAUAAUUAUUACAGUAGUAAUUGUACCAGAUUUACUUCAAGCUAGUCAAAAUUAUAAGAUAAAUCCAAAACCAUGCAAAGUGAACAGUCAAGAGGGCACGUGCAUGUUCGUUUGGGAAUGCAUCAAGUCCGAGGGCGAGCAUAUUGGCAUGUGCAUGGAUUCCUUCAUGUUCGGGUCAUGUUGUGCCCAUAAUGCGACAUCAAAUGUGAUAUUAUCCGCAGCGUCGUCAUACAAUAGCAAACCAAUUACACAUGUUAAUAGGUAUAAGCCAUCACAUAAUAGGCCAAAUGUUAGUGCCAGUACAUCAAUUCUCCGCCCAAAUGGAAGCGGAAUGGUUGUUAUCAGACCGGGAACAAAUCUGUACAAUCGUCCUUAUCACACGAGAAGUACAACGACAUCGACGACAACGACAACAGCAGAACCUCCUGCCUUCGUGAGUGACAAUGAAGUCAUUCAGCAUGAUCUUCAAGCUCAAAGUAGCAUAGCAACAGCAUCUUGGUCCCAAUCUGGCGGAUGGCAUACAACAACUCAACCAAAUUUCAUCACAAAACCCAAACCAUCGCAAUGGGAUAAAGUAACGCAAGUAAGACCGAAGCCCAAACCAUCCAAAAAACCAAUUUUAUCAACAAAUUAUCAAAAUACUAAACGCCCUUCCACGCCAAAGCCCCAUCAUUAUCAAACAAAACCCACGAAACAUUCGACGACGACGACAUCAUCAACCACAAUUCAAACAACGAGAAGACCCAUUCCGAAUACAUCACGAGUUCCUUUGCCUUCGUCGUCUUCAAUUGCGCCUCCAAUUAACGAACCUGUGCCCAAUCCGAUCGUCAUUGAGCCCGGAACUUACACAGUUUCAGCAUCACGAAGCACAGAAUGCGGCGUGCCAACUGUUCAACGACCCGAAACGAGAAUUGUCGGAGGCAAAAAUGCUCCCUUUGGAAGAUGGCCUUGGCAAGUUUCUGUUCGCAGAACGAGUUUCUUCGGGUUUUCAAGUACGCAUCGAUGCGGAGGAGCAGUUAUUAAUGAACAAUGGAUUGCAACAGCAGGCCAUUGCGUUGACGAUUUGCUAACAUCCCAAAUAAGAAUCCGCGUAGGCGAAUAUGAUUUUAGUCACGUGCAAGAGCAGUUACCGUACAUUGAGCGUGCUGUCGCGAAAAAAGUCGUUCAUCCAAAGUACAAUUUCUUCACGUACGAAUAUGAUUUGGCUCUCGUGAAAUUGGAUCAACCAUUGGAAUUCGCUCCGCACAUCAGACCAAUUUGUUUGCCGGCAACGAACGAUCUGCUAAUUGGCGAUAAUGCGACAGUUACGGGAUGGGGACGACUUAGCGAAGGAGGAACAUUGCCUUCAGUAUUGCAAGAGGUUUCCGUUCCAAUCGUUAGCAACGACAAAUGUAAGACGAUGUUUUUGCGUGCAGGACGUCACGAAUUCAUACCUGAUAUCUUUUUGUGUGCGGGACACGAAUUUGGCGGGCAGGAUAGUUGUCAAGGAGACUCUGGAGGACCAUUACAAGUCAAAGGCAAAGAUGGUCGAUAUUUCCUCGCGGGAAUCAUCAGUUGGGGCAUUGGAUGCGCAGAGGCAAACUUACCAGGCGUUUGCACGAGAAUAUCAAAAUUCACUCCAUGGAUUCUGGAAGUCGUAUCUUUACCGUUCUAA